CUCUCUAGUUCAAAUGGCGCCAAAAUCGUAAAAGUGUCAACAGGUUGUGUUUGUGUUGAAUUAUAUUAAUUCGUCGACCAUGGACGAAUUAGCUCAUUUGCGAAAGCGCAUCACAACUUCGUUUAAGCUAUGUGGUUUUCUAAUUCGCUCCGAAAACAGCACCUAUCUCGCCGAACAGCUGCUGCCGUUCGAGCCUACCGAACGUGAGAAAUGGAUGACCAUCAUAACGGAGAACUUGCAGGGUCAGAAACUGGCGACGCCGCAUGUAGAACGAGAUGCCUUGGAAAAGGCGAUCAAUGAACUAAAUCGCGUUGGUCUGGAUGAGGGCGAGACUAUAUUUUCACUUAUCAAUGCAUUCACUGUGCCCCGCUAUCGAUACAACACGCGUAUCAAGAAGUUCGAGUUGGACUCGCAACCUCGGCGUCUGCUGCCACAGCCUCGAAUGAAAUCUGAUUAUAUGCAACAACGCUAUGCAAUGCUGCUGCAGAAGACACUACGUCAUGAUCUAUUUGCACCGGCAGUUAUACAAGACGGCGUUGCAGCUGAUGCACAAACCAAAAAAUUCAAAUUGCAGUUUGCAGAAAAUUUACUGGCCACAUCCAACUUAAAGGAGGCUGUUGUAUUGGGCUUGCUCACUCAGUUAAAAGAGGGCAAAUUCUUCGUGGAGGAUCCAACAGGUUGCGUGCAACUUGACUUGAGUGGUGCUCGUUUUCAUGCCGGCUUCUUCUGCGAGGGCUGUUUUGUCUUAGCAGAGGGCAGCUAUGCAAAUGGAGUAUUGAAAGUCGAUGGUCUGGGCUUUCCGCCCGCAGAGCCAGCCAGCAGCAGUCGCGCCUUCUUUGGCACGGGCAAUACUUGGGGCGGUGAGCCUGCUAAGCUACUAAAAUACUCGCCUCGUUUGCAGGAAGUGGAACGCACCAAUACGGAGACAACGAUUGUGUUCCUGUCCGAUGUGCGUUUGGAUCUGCCUAUUGUUAUGGAAAAACUGCGUCAGCUCUUUGUCGGCUAUGAUUCCUGUCCGCCGCAAGCCAUUGUAUUGAUGGGACCAUUUACAGCCAGCACGCGCAAUCAUCAUGAGCUGCGUCAGCAUUUGGAUGCACUGGGCGCUUUGGCUGCCGGCUGCGAGCAGCUUAGAAAGCAAACAGAUUUGAUUCUGGUGCCCUCUGCAGAGGAUCCAACAGCCCCAAAUAUUCUGCCACGCGCACCAUUGCCCGAGUGUCUGGCCGCUGGCCUGCUCAAGGCUUGGCCUCGCACCCAGCUGGCCACGAAUCCUUGCCGGCUUCAGUAUUGCACUCAACAGAUUGUCGUCUGUCGGCUGGAUCUUAUGGCCAAGUUCUGUCGCAAUACACUGCACUUUCCGCCAGAUACAACGCACAUUGAGCAGCAUUUUGCACGCACGCUCGUCUGUCAGGGACACUUGGUGCCCAUACAUCCCAUAGCGAUGCCCGUGCACUGGGAUUACGAUCCAGCACUGUGGCUAUACCCGCUGCCCGAUCUCAUUGUGAUGGGUGAUUCGUGUCAAAGCUUUGCUAGCACUCAGCACGACUGCACCGUACUGAACACCGGCUCCUUUGUUAAGUCUAAGUUUGCCUUUAAGGUUUAUAUACCCGCUACUCGCACCAUUGAGGAUUCAGAGAUACCCGGUGACAUGGAUAUGGAAUGAUUGGCCCUCAAGACUAACUUCUAGCAAUUUGUCUACCCACAAACUCACUCUAGGGAUACACAAUUAUAUUUAUAUAUAUUUACAUAUAUAUGUAUACUCUUUCUAAUAUUUUUUGUUAGGGUCUCACAUGUUGCAUUGCUCUCCCCACUCUACCUAUGAGUGUUUCCCUGUUGAUAAGCGCUGAGCAUCCUCCACGUCGGCCAUCAUAUGCGGCACAGCAUGUGUUCCACAAUCUUUUUUAUUUUUUGGCUGCUGACGCGCCUCGCAAUCUGCUUUUUACUACUCGUCGAGGGUUGUCUAUUAUUUUUCAUGACUUAAAGCCGAUUUGGAAGAAUAUUGUUGCUCUGCUGGCGUCGUCACUUAGCGCCGUGGAAAUUCAAUUUUCCAGACACACACGUAUAUAUGUACAUAUAUUUAUAUAUAUAUAUGUAGUUGAAAUAGAGCCUCGCCAGCUGAAACGACAAUUUUGUUAAUGCGUUUGACCUGGGGACAUCAAUUGCCCUCGUUUUGUGACAUUGCCACGUUUAUUUUCGUCUCCUGCCCAAAAUCGUUUUUUAAGACAUCAUUAGCCAGCCCUUGGCCAGCAAAAGGACACAAGGGACAAAACGCUUCCGAUUGCCCUGCCAGCCAGCGUUGGUAUUGAUUUAUGAUUUAUUGCCAAAUACUUUGAUAGUUCGUUCCAUCGAGUGUCCGGUGUCCUUUUUCUCCUAUCUGUAUCAAUUUCCAAAAUGUGUCCAGUGUGCAAAUUCGAUUGUGUGGGCGUGUCUAUCAGGACUGGGCGUGUCUUUGGCUCUGCCAUUGUUUUCCAUUUUGCGAGCGUCUGCUGGAGCCAAAAGUUGGUAUAAAAAACAGUUGUGUUGGGGCGACAAUCUUGCUUCUGCUUCAUUUAACUGUAACAUUGGGAACUUUUUAAAUUUAAAUAUUGUUUGCGACUGCCACUGCCACUGCCACUGCUGCUGCUGUCGCUGUC
Messenger RNA from Drosophila hydei, 2630 nucleotides. RefSeq names its product DNA polymerase epsilon subunit 2 (gene DNApol-epsilon58). Lineage: Eukaryota; Metazoa; Arthropoda; Insecta; Diptera; Drosophilidae. Bases 80 to 1660 code for a protein of 526 amino acids. Gene Ontology annotation, biological process: error-prone translesion synthesis; DNA-templated DNA replication. Gene Ontology annotation, molecular function: DNA binding. Gene Ontology annotation, cellular component: epsilon DNA polymerase complex. The record is from RefSeq and is a predicted model, not a curated record. The transcript is spliced from 2 exons.